Molecule: messenger RNA, 3655 nt
Organism: Sebastes umbrosus (honeycomb rockfish)
Lineage: Eukaryota; Metazoa; Chordata; Actinopteri; Perciformes; Sebastidae
Gene: col9a2
Product: procollagen, type IX, alpha 2
Exons: 34
Coding region: 502-2577 (691 amino acids)
Source: RefSeq, a predicted model, not a curated record
AACUUGUGAAGAAAAAGAGUUGGACAUUGCAAAUCUGCAGUUCUGUGAGGUGCAACACCCAAUUCCAGUGGAAGAGGACGUGCUAUUGAACAUUUAGCCUCCAUGAUGAAGGAAGAUGGUCUUCAAAUAGCAGCUUUGGCUGAUCCAGACUGUUCGACGAGAUGAGACCAGCUGGAUGAGCUGUACAAUGGCAGGAGAGGCCGGCUGUGGGGCAGGAUUACACCUCUCUCUCUGUCCUCUUCCCACUCCACCACCACCCCUCCUCAUCCAUCCCCUCUCCACCCUCAGCUCUACUCCUUCCUGCUGAGUGGAUUUUUUCGGGGCUGUGCACAUAGCGCACCCCCCAUCCACCCCUCACCCCCCCCUCUCUUGCCUCUCGGACAGCUUUGCUCCACCAGUUUUCGCUCGGUGCCGGCCUGGAGAGAGGAGUAAGGGAGCGGAAAGAGGAGAGAGAAGAGAGGAUUUGGUGAACCGAGGAGAGACAGACAGGGGAGAGGGACGAUGGCUGCUCUCUCUGCCUUGCUGAAGACCUGGGUGAUACUGCAGACCUUGUGCCUGGCUCUGGCCCAAGUGAGGGGUCCACCUGGACCUCAGGGCCAGGCCGGCCCAGCAGGCCCAUCUGGCACCCCUGGAUCAGAUGGCAUUGAUGGAGAAAAAGGACCACCUGGGCCCCCUGGUUCACCAGGACUAAAGGGAGAGCCGGGAGAUUCAGGUCCCGAUGGAGCAGCAGGAGAGAACGGCAUUGAUGGUUUGAUCGGAGCAAAGGGUGAUCGAGGUCCUAUUGGGAGCCCUGGGCCGAAGGGUCAAUCUGGACCAACUGGAGAACCUGGACCUCCUGGACCCGGCCUUCCAGGACUGGCUGGCGCUGCAGGGCCAAUUGGUCUUCCAGGUGAAAUUGGAACAUCUGGACCAAAGGGUAUCAUGGGAUCAGCUGGACCUUCAGGACUUCCUGGACCUCCUGGCAAGCCAGGUCCUCCGGGGAAGUUUAUUGGUGGAGAAGAGGGAAGUGCAGACUUCCAGUGUCCUCUUAACUGUCCAGCAGGACCUAAAGGCCCCCAGGGACUGCAGGGAGUCAAGGGACACAAAGGACGUGCCGGAGUUCUCGGAGAGCCUGGCUUCAUAGGAAAAUCGGGUCCCAUGGGAGAGGUGGGCUUCUCUGGUGAACAGGGCAUCCCAGGACCUCCGGGUCCGAUGGGUCUGAGAGGUUAUCCAGGAAUGAUGGGUCCUAAAGGGGAAGCAGGGCCUCGUGGUUACAAGGGCAUCAACGGACCUGUAGGAAUACCUGGGCCUCCUGGUGAGGAGGGACCCAAGGGACCACCGGGAGAGGCAGGAGACAAGGGAGACAAAGGCAGCCGAGGUAUCCAGGGCCCACAGGGCGCGGUUGGCAAAAAGGGAGAGAAUGGUCUGCCGGGUAUUGAUGGAAAAGAUGGCACACCUGGUGUUCCUGGAAUCAAGGGCGGCCCUGGCCAGUCCGGGAUGCCUGGUCCUCCUGGUCCUCAGGGAGCAGCGGGAUUGCCUGGCAGCCCAGGGUCAAAAGGUGGAGCUGGAGUUAAGGGCGAGCCUGGACCUCGGGGUCAUGCUGGCAUGUCUGGUGCCUCUGGACCUCUGGGCGAGCCUGGUCUUCCUGGUGAGGCUGGUAUGGAAGGAGUUCCUGGACCCAAGGGUGACAGAGGCCAGCGGGGAGCAGUUGGGCCUCUGGGAGUGGUCGGCAAACCUGGAGGCAAAGGAGAGAGAGGACCAAUCGGUAUCCCAGGCGCCCAGGGUCUUAGUGGAACCAAGGGAGACAAGGGCUUCCAAGGAAAAGUCGGGUCAAAGGGAGACGAUGGUGACCCCGGUGUUGAGGGAUUGGCUGGCGAGAAAGGUGAAAAGGGUUUGUCUGGUGAACCCGGCCCCAAAGGACAGCAAGGAAUUCAGGGUGACUCGGGACACAACGGACCCACUGGAGACCCUGGUAAACCCGGAGACCAGGGACCAUCAGGACUGCCAGGUCCUAGGGGACUCAAUGGAGAGCGAGGAGUACCUGGCAUGCCAGGCAUUCAGGGAUCAGAAGGACGCGAUGCAUCUGACCAGCAUAUUAUUGAAGUGGUGUUGAAGAUGUUGCAGGAGAGGCUGGCUGCGGUGGCGGUGAGCGCCAAGAGGGCUGUGCUCGGUGGAGCGGGUGUAAUGGGACCUCCCGGGCCCCCUGGACCUCCGGGGUCAGCUGGUCCUCAGGGUCCACAUGGUUUACCUGGUGCCCGUGGUAUUCCUGGCAUGAUAGGAGGACAUGGACAGAUUGGAAACACAGGACUUAAAGGAAAGAGAGGGGCAAAGGGAGAUAGAGGAGAUCCUGGUAAACCUCAUCCAGGAGCACCGGGACCCCCAGGAAUACAAGGUCCUCCUGGUGUUGAUGGCGCGGCUCGGGACGGUAGGCACGGCGAGAGAGGACCUCAGGGAUCAGCCGGAGAGGCCGGUCGUCCCGGUAAGGCGGGUUCGGCAGGUCUUCCGGGCUAUUGCGAGGCGGCGAUGUGCUUGGCUGCGUCGGCGUACACCUCCCCGAGACUACAGGAGGCGGGAUCAAUCAAAGGACCCAAUAUUUAGAGACCUGCCUCUCCAUCAGCAGCUCACAAACACCUGGGAGAGAGAGAAAGAAGGAGAGACACACCACUCUUCUAAGUAAGGACAACAACGAGAACAAAGGUUAGGGGACAAUAAUAGUGACUGGUGUAGCGCCACCCUCCUGAAACUGACAACCUGAUGUUUUGACUGGUGGGACAUACUCUGAUCUUAAUCCCCCAAAUCACCAUGACAACAGCGGCUCACAGCCACCCACAUCUUUCUGAAUUCUCUAGUGUUUUUUUGGAUGAUGUCAGUGUCAGUCCCAUCCAAAUAUCCCAGCAGUGAAAGAGGAACAAAUUUAUAUUGCAUCUCCUUGUCUCCCACCAACACAGUAACUAUGAGCUGAGAACUAAGCCUGGUGAAAGGUGCUUUUUCUGUUACGGCGUGGUCACUUUAAAUAGUUUUACAUAUGCAAUAUUUCAUUUGAGACGUGUUUUUUAAGUUUAAACGCCCUGCCCCUCUUUGCAACAUCACACCCGCUGCCUUAAAAGUGUACAAAAAGGACCAAUAAAUGAUUGAAAUUGACACUCCGUACUGUACUGUAUUGUAAAAUGUAGUAUCUUAUCUGUAAGCUUUAGUGAAAACCCUGAUUUACCUCGUGUACAUUGCCCUCCCCUCCCCUCCCAAUCCCCGCUUUCUUCCCAAAGUCUCAUUUUAGAAACUAACGACUAGCUUGAUCUCGUCCUCUUGUUGCCUGGCAACAGCAUAUCCCGAUGGGCACUCCCAUCUCCCACAAUGCAGUGCUGUAAAUCUUUGUAAAUGUGUGUUGAUUAUUAUGUAGAGAAAAAGGAAUGGGUUACGAUAUGCACCAACAAAAAAUACUGUGUUAAUAAAUUCAGUGAGUAAUAAAAAAGUUUCGACAGAAAUAACUUUUCUCAAGACGAAUGAGAACCGAAUGUGCUUCCUAUGCCACUGUCAACUUUCCACAGGGUGUCAGCUAUUUAAUGACCGAUUUAUUGUCAUCAAUAAAAGCUAUUUAUUGUUCUUUAUAUAAUCAUCUGUAAAGAGGGUUUUGCUGUUCAGGUCAACCCAAACCAAUAAAGAAGAACCUUUUAUAAAA